UAUGACCUUCUUUGCCUUUGUUAUUGUUGCUUGCUUCGAUUAUAGUUUAUUCGUAGUUGAUAACUUACAGUACARAUAAUGGUUACUUAUGGUCCAGUCUACAUAAACAUCAAUACGGACUCAAUGCAAAGAAGGGUAAAACUGAAUGGAGAACCUACCGUUCUGUUUUGUGUGGCUUUGAGUUGCAGAGUCCAGUCAAUCGUGGGUCGUGGCUCUGCAUCAUUCAUGUAUGUAAAAGCCUUUUGACUGGUUGCUGAACCGAACCGCGUGGAUUACAUAUUGAUACAUUCUUGUCUUGCCCAAUAUCCCGCCUAAUCCCCACCAAGACGCCGUUGUCUGACCGCUCCCUAUAUUCAAUGCCAGCCUUGACGCAAGAUGUUGCCCAAGACAUCCAACAUCCAGCUCAACACAACUUUCCUAUAAUAUAUAAUCCCAUUAAUCUCAUCAUCAUCAUCCCAUCCCACCAUCAUCUCAAGGCUCUUAUUGAAUCCUAGAUUUCUGUUUCUGAAUUCCGAUAACGCCAACCUCUGCAACAAGAGCUGAGCGUGGGUCAUGUCUUUUGCCCGGCUAUUUUGUCUAGUUCUUGAGACAAUCUCUACAGUCAUGCAUCACAACUGAUUGCCAUCUAUCCAUCCAUUCAAACAAAGUGGCUUCCGUGGCUUAAACUUGUCUUGUUUGAUUGAUUUUCUUCUUAACCAGGAAUUAGAAAAAACGGGUUACGUUCUUUCCGUUUUGGGUUGCUAAGCAAUAGAAAUCAAGUAGCGUUUGCUCCUAUUCCGAUCUACAUCUCUCCCUCCCUCCCUUUCUCUCCCUCUGUGCUCUGGUCUCCAAGUGCUUUGUACGAACCAUUGUUUGAAUUAAUAAAAGAAAACGAUAACAAAACAAAAAAGCAUUACUCAUAAACAUCUUCAUUAUCUUAGUGAUAGCGUCAUGCGUCCAUGAAGCUAAGUGGAGACGGGGUUUCCCCUCUUCAAACUUUCGGUCUCACAAACCACCAAAAUAAUAUCAUGUUCCACAUUUCUCUUCCAAAUAUGCCACAAAUGCCCCCAUAACGUACAAAUGAUGAUGUCAUUAGUACGUAAUCCACACAAAAGUUGUAUAGUCCCUUAAAUCUGUUAAGUUGGACAUAGAAAGAACAAAACUGAAGCUUAAGCUUCUUCAGUUCUCGCUUGCACAAUCAAUCUUGUGCUUUACUGUGCUCUAUUUUUUAAUGUUGCCCAACCUCAAUUACCGCCAAGUGGAAAUAAACCAAUUCGCAAGCCCAAGUCAAACUCCAACCAACCACGAAAGAAAACCGCCCUGAAUUCUCCCUCUCAUUAUCAUCUUCUUUUUUUUUUUUUUUUAUCUCCUCUGCUCUCCACUCUGUCCUGUUUUCUCCCAUCUUUUCCUCCUAAAUGGAUCAAAACAACUCGUCCUCGGUCAAAACAGUUUUCUCUGUAUUGAUCAAUAUCAUCUUUAUGAUGCUCAGCACCUUGGCACAAGGAACUCGAUCAGCAGACCCACAGUUCGAAGCUUGUGCGCCUAGAAAUUGUGGCAAGGGCCCAUAUAUAAGCUACCCGUUUUGGAUUCCUUCUCUCCAGCAAUCCUACUGCGGCCUUCCAAGAUCUGAGGUCACCUGCCAGAACAGUGAGCCCGUCCUUAAGAUGCCAGAUGGCGAUUACCUCAUCCAAGACAUCUUCUACUCAAACAAUUCAUUCUGGGUGGUGGACAUCAGGGCAUUGAACAACGAAUCCUGCCUGGCCCCCCUCCACAAUUUUACCCUCCACGGCACUCCCUUUGAAUUUGGCGAUAAUCACUUCAAUCUCUUCUUCUACUACAACUGCUCCAAUUCCCCUCCUGCAAAUCACUUGGUAUACCCAGUGACUUGUGCUAGCAAUAACACCAGCCAUCUCUCCUUCGCAAUGUUUGUGUAUGAUGGGCAGUUUGGCUUGAAUCUUUCUUUAGCGACAUGCCAGUCAGUUGUUAGAGCACCCAUAGACACAACACGUAUUCAAUUUAAAGAGCAAAAUAACUAUAGGGAGAUUUUGAAGGAAAGAUUUCUUUUGCAAUGGAAGCCGAGUAAUUGCAUCAAAUGUGAGGGCAGUGGCGGCCGUUGUGGACUCUAUAAUAAAAAAUUCGUAUGCUUUUGCCAUGAUGGACGGCAUCGCUUAAGCUGCGGUGAUGGCGGAAACAAUUGGAAGGUACCGGUAAUAGCAACUAGCGCAGCACUUGCUUUCCUUGGAGCAGGCUUAUUAAUUCUCUUCCUCAUCUACCGUGGGCACAAAAAACGCAAAUUUGCUGCAAUCAGAAGCAAAGACAUCUCCGUUUCUUCAACCCCCUUCUCCAGGAACUUCUCUUCUGAUCCUUCCUCGACGACGACGGACCUCGAGAAAGCUAGCACUUACUUUGGAGUCCCCAUUUUCAGUUAUGAUGAACUUGAAGAAGCCACUAACAAUUUUGAUUCCACCAAAGAACUCGGCGACGGUGGAUUUGGCACUGUAUAUCAUGGAAAACUCCGUGAUGGGCGUGUUGUUGCAGUCAAGCGCCUAUACGAGAACAAUUACAAACGUGUUGAGCAAUUCAUGAAUGAAGUGGAGAUCCUCACCCGCUUACGCCACCAGAACCUUGUGACCCUUUACGGCUGUACCUCACGUCGCAGCCGCGAACUCAUCCUUGUUUACGAAUACAUCCCGAAUGGCACCGUUGCCGAUCACCUUCACGGCGAUAGAGCGAAGGCCGGUGGUCUCCCAUGGUCUAUUCGGAUGAGCAUUUCCAUAGAGACCGCCAGUGCUCUUUCGUACCUCCACGCUUCCGACAUCAUACACCGUGACGUGAAAACAAACAAUAUUCUCCUCGACAACAAUUUUGGAGUUAAAGUUGCAGAUUUUGGACUGUCUCGCCUCUUCCCAACAGAUGUAACCCACGUCUCCACUGCACCACAAGGGACUCCCGGUUAUGUUGACCCUGAAUAUCACCAAUGUUACCAGCUCACAGAUAAGAGCGAUGUCUAUAGCUUCGGUGUAGUCUUGAUCGAGCUUAUAUCAUCGAAGCCAGCGGUAGAUAUCACAAGGCAUCGACACGAGAUUAAUUUGGCGAACAUGGCAAUCAACAGGAUCCAGAACAGGACAUUGCAUGAGCUGAUUGACCCCUGUCUGAAUUUCGAAUCAGAUCACAGAGUAAGAAGAAUGGCAACGGCAGUGGCAGAGUUGGCAUUCCGUUGCCUGCAAUUUGAAAGAGAAAUGAGGCCUACAAUGGAUGAAGUAUUGGAGGUUUUGAAUGGAAUUCAGAGCGAGGAGGAUGGCAUGGUGGCGAAGACAGAGGAGGCGGACAUUCCCUCAGAUGAUGUGGGUCUGUUGAAAAAGGGACUCUCCCCGCCAUCACCAGAUAGUGUUGUGAACUAUGUUUGGGAGAGCCAGAAGACUACACCUAAUACCAGUAGUUAAACUUUUCUCUUGUCAAUUCUAUUCCUUUUUCCAAGUAGAUGGUAUUAGAUUUUGUUCAGCGUUACCUGGUAGUCUGAUGGCUAUUAGUGAUGUUACAACUUCAUUUAUUUUCUGUUGUGUUUAUUUCAUAAAAAGAAAUUGGGAUUAUAUGAAAGGAAGGGAGAGAUUAUUAACUAUUAGAUAUUAACUUACAUGGUUGGAGGAGGGAGAUGUACAUAGUGAUAUGAAAAGGAGUAUUUAUUAUAUUUUGUUCCCUUUGGGUUUAUCACUGCUCCAAUGCUUUUUGCCCUCA
Messenger RNA from Nelumbo nucifera (sacred lotus), 3714 nucleotides. Its product is annotated as LEAF RUST 10 DISEASE-RESISTANCE LOCUS RECEPTOR-LIKE PROTEIN KINASE-like 1.2. Lineage: Eukaryota; Viridiplantae; Streptophyta; Magnoliopsida; Proteales; Nelumbonaceae. Gene Ontology annotation, biological process: protein phosphorylation. The record is from RefSeq and is a predicted model, not a curated record. Gene Ontology annotation, molecular function: protein kinase activity; polysaccharide binding; ATP binding.